Mus pahari (shrew mouse) is the source of this 4336-nucleotide messenger RNA. It is a transcript of the gene Slc6a1, whose product is annotated as solute carrier family 6 member 1. Gene Ontology annotation, biological process: sodium ion transmembrane transport; neurotransmitter transport. Gene Ontology annotation, cellular component: axon; cell surface; plasma membrane. NCBI's taxonomy places the organism in Eukaryota, Metazoa, Chordata, Mammalia, Rodentia, Muridae. Gene Ontology annotation, molecular function: gamma-aminobutyric acid:sodium:chloride symporter activity. The transcript has 16 exons. The coding region runs from base 370 to 2169 and encodes 599 amino acids. The record is from RefSeq and is a predicted model, not a curated record.
AGAGGAGCAGGAACAGAAAAGGUGGGAGAUGGAGGCUGAAAGGUAGGGGCGGGCAAGACGGCACGGAGAAGCCCCGCCUGGAGGGCGUGUCCUGACAGCCCCGCCCCCUCCGCCGGUCCUGGGAGCCCUAAAGAGCUGAGAGGUUGCAGGCGAGCUGCGCGAGCCCAGGAGUCCAGGCGCCCGCGUCCUAGCGCGGCCGAGCCCGGAGCGGCCCGCGCAGCCCCGGCCGCAGGCUCUGCGGAGAAAGCUUUUAGGAGAAGACUCCUAGCAGAGAACGAUUAGGCCGCAAAGCUGCUGUCCACGUGGACUGGAGCUGACAUCGCACGCCCACCUGCCAGGAGCCCCACUGCUAAGUUUGUGCUCCGAGAAAUGGCGACUGACAACAGCAAGGUGGCUGAUGGGCAGAUCUCUACCGAGGUCAGCGAGGCCCCUGUGGCCAGUGACAAACCCAAAACCCUGGUAGUCAAGGUGCAGAAGAAGGCUGGGGACCUCCCUGACCGGGACACAUGGAAGGGACGCUUCGACUUCCUCAUGUCCUGCGUGGGCUAUGCCAUCGGCCUGGGCAAUGUGUGGAGGUUCCCUUACCUCUGCGGGAAAAACGGUGGUGGGGCCUUCCUCAUCCCUUAUUUCCUGACGCUCAUCUUUGCGGGUGUUCCUCUCUUCCUUUUGGAGUGUUCCCUGGGGCAGUACACCUCCAUUGGGGGCCUGGGCGUAUGGAAGCUGGCGCCCAUGUUCAAGGGUGUGGGCCUCGCAGCAGCUGUGCUGUCCUUCUGGCUGAACAUCUACUACAUCGUCAUCAUCUCCUGGGCCAUCUACUACCUGUACAACUCCUUCACCACGACCCUGCCAUGGAAACAGUGUGACAACCCCUGGAACACUGACCGCUGCUUCUCCAACUAUAGCCUGGUCAAUACCACCAACAUGACCAGCGCCGUGGUGGAGUUCUGGGAGCGCAACAUGCACCAGAUGACAGAUGGGCUGGACAAGCCAGGACAGAUCCGCUGGCCGCUGGCCAUCACACUGGCCAUUGCCUGGGUGCUUGUGUAUUUCUGCAUCUGGAAGGGUGUUGGUUGGACUGGAAAGGUGGUCUACUUCUCAGCCACGUACCCCUACAUCAUGCUCAUCAUCCUGUUCUUCCGUGGAGUGACGCUUCCCGGGGCCAAGGAGGGGAUCCUGUUCUACAUCACACCCAACUUCCGAAAGCUGUCUGAUUCUGAGGUGUGGCUUGACGCCGCCACCCAGAUCUUCUUCUCCUACGGGCUGGGCCUGGGGUCCCUGAUUGCACUGGGAAGCUACAACUCUUUCCACAACAAUGUGUACAGGGACUCCAUCAUCGUUUGCUGCAUCAACUCCUGCACCAGCAUGUUUGCCGGCUUCGUCAUCUUCUCCAUCGUGGGCUUCAUGGCUCAUGUCACCAAGAGGUCCAUAGCUGAUGUGGCAGCCUCAGGCCCGGGGCUGGCAUUCUUGGCAUACCCCGAGGCUGUAACACAGCUACCCAUCUCUCCCCUCUGGGCUAUCCUCUUCUUCUCCAUGCUGCUGAUGCUGGGCAUUGACAGUCAGUUCUGUACCGUGGAAGGCUUCAUCACCGCCCUGGUGGACGAGUACCCCAGACUUCUUCGCAAUCGCCGUGAACUCUUCAUUGCUGCCGUGUGCAUCGUGUCUUACCUGAUUGGCCUGUCAAACAUCACCCAGGGUGGCAUUUAUGUCUUCAAACUGUUUGAUUAUUACUCUGCCAGUGGCAUGAGCUUGCUGUUCCUGGUUUUCUUUGAGUGUGUCUCCAUUUCCUGGUUUUAUGGUGUCAACCGGUUCUAUGACAACAUCCAGGAGAUGGUUGGCUCCAGGCCCUGCAUCUGGUGGAAGCUGUGCUGGUCCUUUUUCACACCCAUCAUUGUGGCGGGCGUGUUUCUCUUCAGCGCAGUGCAGAUGACACCACUCACCAUGGGAAGCUACGUCUUCCCCAAGUGGGGCCAGGGCGUGGGCUGGCUCAUGGCUCUGUCUUCCAUGGUGCUCAUCCCCGGGUACAUGGCUUACAUGUUCCUCACCCUGAAGGGCUCUCUGAAGCAGCGUCUCCAGGUCAUGAUUCAGCCCAGUGAAGAUAUCGUGCGCCCUGAGAACGGCCCUGAGCAGCCGCAGGCUGGCAGCUCAGCCAGCAAGGAGGCCUACAUCUAGGGGUGCAGCCCCCUCGUCACCCCUACACUGGCAUUCUGGACUGGCUGUACCCACACCCCUUGAAGACUGAAGAUACCCUCUGUCUCCACCUACCUCAAGGGGCAGGUCCAGACACCAUGACCAUGCAGAGAGGGGAGGUGGGGGACAGUCUGACCCUGGGUGGGCCCUGAGUGGGCAGCCGCCUCUGGAGGCUUCCGUAGAGGCCCCUUAGCAGGAGCAGGUGGCUAGCCUUUGUAACUGCCACUGUAGCUCCUUUUUAUGCUGCCAGAGAGGGUGAUAGCUGCGGCCACACGCUCCUGGCUUUUAGUCUUUUUUCAGACUGUUUUCCUGUGCCCCAACUGUAGACUGUUACCCAGACUUUUCUGUCCUCCUUGGCUCUGAACUGGUCAUGGACCAGGGCUACGGCAUUUUGUUCAUGGCCGCUGGGAGCCAGCAGGCUCUGCCUCUUCCUUCUCAAUUUCUCCUUCCUGAGGCAGCUUCCCGGACCCACCCCUAGACUGUUCACAGAUCCGUGCGGAGAGGGUCCUCUGUCCCUGUGACCCUGUGACCCGGGCAACUCAGUGUCCCCUGCCCUACCUCCCCAGGUGGCAUUAACAACAACUGCCCAUCCAGAAGGGUCCUGUGUACUGGGAAGGAAAAAAAAAAUUCACAAGCACAAUUGCCUUUUUUGGUCACCAUCCCAGGACUUUCCCCAAGUGGGAGCUGUGGUCCUUCUGAGCUGCCCAGUUUGGCACAAACAAUGACCAAGGAAAUCAAGGUGAAGGUUCUAAGUCAGGACCAAUCCAGCUCACUCUGGUUUCCCUCUUAGACUGUCACUGCCACUCUGUUCUGCUGUUCCCCCCUCACCUUUCUGGAAAACUUUCAGAUGUAUACACCCACUCAUGGAGCAGGGUUACUCCAGAGGCUCUGCCCACCCUACCCUGGCACUAAGCUUCCCUUGCUAGCCUGCUCCAGUGGGGACAUCGCAUGUCCCUUCUGGCCUUGGGUUCUGGGUUAGUGAAGCCAGCCUGCUCCAGUGGGGGCAUCACGUGUCCCUUCUGGCCUUGGGUUCUGGGUUGGUGAAGCCAGCAGAGACAGUUUCUGGAAAGUUCCAGAAGCUCCGUCUCUCUCCUCUGCUGAGAGGGUGGACUCCCAUGUAGCAAAGCGUAUGUCUUGUCCCGUAGCUUCUUAGCUUGAUAGCUCACAAACUGUGUUUAUGACUAAUCCUUAAUAACUAUGGUGAAUAACUGUGACCGUGGGUUUUUUUGAAUCUCUUGUCAUUCUCAUCCAAAAGUGACCAGCACACCAGUUCUUGCAAUAAGCUAUCUCCCUCCCUCAGAGCAUUAAGCACACUGUAGAGAAUGCAAACACGUAUGCACAUAGAAAUGCACACACAUGCAUACCCAUCCUCACAUGUGGCAUUUAGCGUCCCGUGUGAUAUUGUGUAGGCAAUCUACCAGCUCUUCCCGAGGCCACUUGUAACAGGGUCGUGUGGCUGAGGCAUCCGCCUGCUCGGUGGAGACUCUGCGACCGACCAGCUUGCACAGGUGCCUGUCGCCAGAGUCCCAGAUGUGGAAUGCAAGGACCCUCCACUGUGUCUUGUGGCCCCAGCCCACCCCCACCUGUGUAGGAAGCCCUUUAGGAUGAGGGCAGGAGGUCUCCUUCUUGCUGCUCGAUGUUCUUUGAUGUGAAACUGAGAACAAGUCUUUCCUGAGAUAAGUGCAGUAUAUUUCAUGUUUGUAAGCACCUCUGAGAUGUUUGGCAAGAAAUCCCCCGAUUUCCACCCAAACUUACCUUAUAGAGCACAACGUUAAGGGUCGUACAAUUACUGUGAGAACUGUGAAUAUGUGUAACUUUUCUUUUUUCAGUUUUUGCCCAGAGGGAAGAAGAUAAUUGUAUUAUCAUAUAUGCUUUUUUUUUUUGCAAUAAGGAUUUAUUCUCAGAACACCAAGUAAAUUUAUCUCUAUAUAAAAGUAUAUGUAAUAUAUGCCUAUUCAGACUAUAUACAGAGCCUGUUUUAAAAAAAAUUACAGUAUUAUUUAGUAAAAUUAUCUGUUCUAUGGACCAAAUGUAAAAUAUUUAUACAUGAAGAUGUGUUUUAAAUGUCUAUCAAAUGGAAUCACAGCUAGAGCACGGGCGUCAUGUACGUUUCUAAGAAUUUAGAGGAAAAAAUAAUAAAGGUUCUAUG